AUGACUUGGGCCAGUUGUUCAACGGAGGUGCUCAACCAAACCUAUCAUAUACACCAAUGUCUUUUUGAAAAAGAUGCACCGUUCGAUUUAAUACCUGCCAGUUGUGGAAACGGAUUAAUUGAUGAUGGGGAAGAUUGCGACUGCGGUUCAUUUAAAAUCUGUUCAAGGCAGUGCUGCAACACAACAACUUGCAUGUUUACUCCAGGCUCGGAAUGUGCCACAGGACUGUGUUGUGACUUCAACGCAUGCAAGCUCAAACUCGCCGGAGAGAUUUGCAGAGAGGUGAAAGAUGAAUGCGACAUUGAAGAUAAAUGCAGUGGAACAUCAAAUCUCUGCAUAGAUUUAUAUAAACGAGAUGGAACCAUGUGCUUGGUGAGUUAUUUUUUAUGUACAGAUCCACAAUUUUGA
This is a messenger RNA of Helobdella robusta, 408 nucleotides long. RefSeq lists its product as hypothetical. Gene Ontology annotation, molecular function: metalloendopeptidase activity. The record is from RefSeq and is a predicted model, not a curated record. Gene Ontology annotation, biological process: membrane protein ectodomain proteolysis. Lineage: Eukaryota; Metazoa; Annelida; Clitellata; Rhynchobdellida; Glossiphoniidae. The coding region runs from base 1 to 408 and encodes 135 amino acids. The transcript is spliced from 3 exons.